This is a messenger RNA of Theobroma cacao (cacao), 2624 nucleotides long. Lineage: Eukaryota; Viridiplantae; Streptophyta; Magnoliopsida; Malvales; Malvaceae. The record is from RefSeq and is a predicted model, not a curated record.
UCCUUCGAAGGCCUCCUACUUCGACUUCAGAGAUUGUAAAAUGAAGAAGUCGCCAUUGCCGGUGCAAAACCUUAGCGGCAAAGAGAAGCAGCGGGGAUGUGGAAAAGAAGCUUUGGUUAAGCUCUUGAGAUGGCAUUUCGGUCAUCCAGAUUUCAGAGGCAAACAGUUGGAAGCCAUCGAAGCCGUUUUAUCAGGAAGAGAUUGUUUUUGUCUGAUGCCGACUGGAGGAGGAAAAUCAAUGUGUUAUCAAAUCCCUGCGCUGGCUAAAACGGGAAUUGUGCUCGUCGUUUCUCCAUUGAUAGCUUUGAUGGAAAACCAAGUAAUGGCAUUGAAAGAGAAAGGAAUUGCUGCUGAAUUUCUCUCCUCAACUCAAACGUCACAGGUGAAGAACAAGAUUCAUGAAGAUCUUGAUUCUGGACAACCAUCUUUACGCUUGCUUUAUGUGACACCCGAGUUAAUUGCCACUUCAGGGUUUAUGUCAAAGCUGACAAAGAUUCAUGGCAGAGGAUUGUUAAAUCUCAUUGCUGUAGACGAGGCACAUUGCAUCUCAUCUUGGGGCCACGAUUUCAGGCCUAGCUAUUCUAAGCUUUCAUCUUUGAGGAACAGUCUACCAGAUGUAGCAAUAUUGGCUUUGACUGCCACUGCUGUUCCUAAAGUCCAGAAGGAUGUGAUAGACUCCUUAAACUUGCAAAACCCUUUAAUCCUUAAAUCAUCUUUCAACCGUCCAAAUAUAUAUUAUGAAGUUCGAUACAAAGAUCUUUUGGAUGAUGGUUAUGCUGACUUGUGUAAUGUGCUCAAAUCUGCUGGGGAUGUCUGUGGAAUUGUUUACUGCCUUGAACGGGCAACUUGUGAUGACUUGUCCACCCAUCUCUCCAGAAAUGGAAUUUCCUGUGCUGCCUAUCAUGCAGGGCUAAAUAAUAAAUCGCGGAGCUCUGUUUUAGAUGAUUGGAGUUCUUCCAAGAUACAGGUUGUUGUGGCCACAGUAGCUUUUGGAAUGGGCAUAGACAGAAAGGAUGUCAGAAUAGUUUGCCAUUUUAAUAUCCCGAAGUCAAUGGAAGCCUUCUAUCAAGAGUCGGGUAGAGCUGGUCGUGACCAAUUGCCUUCAAGAAGCUUGUUAUACUAUGGAAUGGAUGAUCGAAAAAGGAUGGAAUUUAUUCUUAGCAGUGCUGAGAGCAAGAAACUGCAAUCAUCAAAUUCACAACAUGGGUUUUCAAAAAAGUCAAUGUCUGAUUUUAAUCUGAUGGUUGAAUAUUGUGAAGGUUCCAGAUGUCGUAGGAAAAAGAUUCUUGAGAGCUUUGGGGAAGAGGUAUCUGCAUUGCUAUGUAAAAAAUCAUGUGAUGCCUGCAAACAUCCAAACCUUAUCACCAAGUGUCUGGAAGAGCUCGCAUCUGCUUGUGCUGUUCGGCAGAGAAAUGGUUUUUCAAGAAUCUUAAUGAGCAGCUCCACAGAUGCCAUUGAUAAUGCCCAGUUCUCAGAAUUCUGGAAUCAUGAUGAUGAAGCAAGUGGCUCUGAGGAGGAUAUAUCUGAUUCUGACGAUGGAUUUGAGCUUGCAAAGAGCAUAUCCAGAUGCAAAGUUUCGAAAAAAUCUGGGAUAAAUGAGAAGAUUGAGUUCUUGCAGCGUGCAGAAGAGAACUAUUAUCAGAACAAAGCCCCUGAUAAACAGACCAAUAAACCUGACAAAAAUGCCAUAUCCGAAAUGCUGAGAGAAUCAAGCAAGCAAAGAUUGUUAGAUGCCCUGAAGCAGGCCCAUCAGCGGCUUGGUGACUUGAAGGUCGAUUUUGAAGCAUCUUCAACUUUCCUUGAAAGUGAGUGCUUUAAGAAAUAUGGGAAGAGCGGGAAAUCAUUUUAUUAUUCUCAAGUGGCAAGCACGGUAAGGUGGCUAUCAACCACAAGCUCUGUCGAGAUAACAAAUCGGGUUGCUACCGGUACCACUUCCCAUGAGAACAGUACGCGUAAGGAAAAUCCACCUUUAACAGCGUCAACCAAGUUUGUUCAAAGAGAAAAAGAAAUUAUUGGUGAACAACAUUGUGGCAACAUUGAGUUAGAGACUUCAGCAAGUGCUUUGCCUCUGCAAAAUCCUUCGCCAAGUACUAAGCUGCCCACAAUUCCAUCUUUCUCACAGUUUGUCAACAACAGAAAGUCAAAAGAAACUCAACCAAAUGCAUCAGAGAAGCAUUCACCAAAAAGCCUAGAGACAAAUAUGAAGAAGAGAAUGAGGUUGCAGUAGGGUUGAGUGUCCAAGAUUUUCUGUUACUUACAUUUCAUUGCGUUUCACCGUCGAAAGCAUCGCAAGUCCCCCAUUGCUAGCCUGCUCAUGUGUUAAUUAUCAGGACAUGCUUCUGACUCCUUUGGAAAGGGUGACCAUCUCCAUUACUCAACAACUUUCUUUCUUUCCGGGGUUUGGGGGUUGAACUAAGGGCAGGCACACUGCUAAAGUUUUCGGUUUACACAGUGCCAAGUUUGCCAAAACCCAAAAUGUUUUUCUCGUAGGUAAGGGCACUAGGCUGUAGGCCGGCCCUCCCCUAGCUGGCUGUGGACCCUAAAAUGAUACAAGAGCUGGACCCGACUGCUGACAUACAGCCAUGAAAAGAACAUAGGAAGCUUCUCUCCCAUGUCUUUCAGUA